AUGAACAACACAGUGGGCUAUAUCGAUCGAGAUUGGCCAAACCCGCAUGGACCGGGAGACGCGUCAAUCAUCAUUUAUGGAUAUACUCCCUCGCUCGCACUGGCAAUCAUCGGCAUUGCCAGCUUCGUGCUCCUCUUCAUCGCCAUUCUGGCACAAGUAUUCCGCCUCCGUGCGUUCAGCCUCAUCCCGGCAUGCAUUGCUUGCGUCUGCGAACUGAUCGGCUAUGUCUUCCGGUUCCUGUCGGCGCACCAGGAUCCCUACCGCAUUUCUUUCUUCGUUGGCCAAUAUUUCUGCAUCACGGUCGCGCCGGUCUUUAUCUCGGCAAGCAUCUAUGUCGGGCUCGGCCAGCUGGUCGCUUGGGCAUCGACAUCCACGACCCUUAAAACUGGCUCCUUUCUCUCUCGUCUGCGUCCCAAAGCGAUCCUUUGGACAUUCAUCUCGGCCGACAUCCUCUGUACAGCGCUGCAGGUCGCUGGCGCGGCCGUGGUGGGUGAGCGGACCUCGAAUCACGAGGAUCCAACGCAGGCGAACGACAUCCUUAUUGCCGGACUCGCCGCUCAGGUCGCAUCGUUCUGUCUGUUUUUGGUUCUGCUAGCGAUGUUUGUCUGGUUGCUUGCCACCAACCCCAGCCUAGAUUGCGCACCGGGGACAACUGAUCGGCAUCUCCACCGAGCAAGAAUGUACACCUGCGUAGUGUCGGUGGCAGGCAUUUUGAUUUUCGUCCGGACCAUUUUCCGCCUCGUCGAGAGCGCCCAAGGAGUCUUUGGUGAGCUGUCUUCGCAUGAAGUCUACUUUGGCACUCUCGAGAUGGCUACCGUGGUUAUCGCCACAGUACUGCUGGGUAUCUGGCCACCAAAAGCGCUGUUGAACGCCGCGAGAAAAAUUGAUGCGGAAGGGGAGGCGUUCUUGCUUCGCUCAAACUGA
Molecule: messenger RNA, 924 nt
Organism: Exophiala bonariae
Lineage: Eukaryota; Fungi; Ascomycota; Eurotiomycetes; Chaetothyriales; Herpotrichiellaceae
Exons: 2
Coding region: 1-924 (307 amino acids)
Cellular component (GO): membrane
Source: RefSeq, a predicted model, not a curated record